Besnoitia besnoiti is the source of this 3147-nucleotide messenger RNA. RefSeq lists its product as uncharacterized. Lineage: Eukaryota; Apicomplexa; Conoidasida; Eucoccidiorida; Sarcocystidae. The record is from RefSeq and is a predicted model, not a curated record. Bases 1 to 3147 code for a protein of 1048 amino acids. The transcript has 2 exons.
AUGCUGACCCCCCCGUCGCCUUUUCCCCGCGAAGCCACGUCCUUCCCUAAUCCGGAAGCGGCGCCGUUUUGUUAUUCGCCGUCUUACCCUCCUCCUCCCGCGGCUAGUCCGCUUUCUUCUCCGUCCCCAUUUUCAUCUUCUUCCGGGCCUCUAUUGUGUGCCUCGUCCUCGUCAUACACUGCAGCGUUUCCCACUCCUGUAGAAGCGUACCAGAAAACAUCUCAGUCCUCUUGCCCCCCGUCUCCCCCUCCAGUUCUGCCCUGGCAGCAGCGCCGUAGCCCUGCUCCUUCUUAUCCUUUUGGCAGGAUAUCGUCACGAGGGGUGUCAGGUUUCAGCCACGCGUUCAAGCACCAGCAGUCUCGCACCUCCGUCAGCAGCCACGGCCCCCAGGGUCGCCACCAUGGAACUCCCACGUUGACAAAUAGUAAAUUUGCAAAGGGGGGCAACGGCAGCAGUGGCGGCACCAGCAGUCCACCACUGCAACAGCCACACCAAAAGAAGCCUACUCCAAUAGCACCUUCAGCUCUAGUUAUCCACAGUAAGCCAUACGGACUUUUCGGUCCCAUACCUAAGCAUGUACUGAAGGAGGGAUAUAAACAGCGUAUCGCGGGCGUUGAUGUACUGCGUCUUCCCGAUGGCACAAUCCUUCCACGCAUAGAUGGAAGCAGUCUACAGCAAUUGUUACACACCAACCCUGGGGAGUUUCCUAAGCUGGAAAAAAUUCUGACGGAAUGCGUCACGUUUCUCUACAAUGAAGGAAUCAAACCCUUUGCGGGUGAGAUCGCACACCAAAUGAGGAAGCGCACAGAAGGAGGCUCCUGGCUACCAAGCGAGGUAGUUGCGCUCGCUGUCGCCGCAAGUGACGUCAUUCCUCAAGUGGAACGAAGAGUUAAAGGGGAAGACGGGUGGGUUGUACUCCUGAGGGAGGGACUUGCUCCAGAGUCGUUCGACGGAUUUGUUGACACCCGGGCCCGAGACGACUGCUAUAGCGCUGAACAAUGGCUGGAGUUCAACAGGUACUUCAUUGAGAAGAUGCGUAACUCAUCAAACGCCGAAGACGGCGGUAGCUUAAAGGCGCCCGUAUUCACGGAGGGCCGAUACGCAUUAGCCGAACGCCUUCGUCAGGAGAUUCCCAUGUUCAAAGACAUGAAACUUGCACAUCUUAUUCGGAUGGUCCAGCUUGCCUCUUGGAAGAAAUUGCUUACUUAUCGAGAUAAGGCUCUUGUGCCGGUUGCCGCGUGCCCAGUCGCAGCAAAAGAAUUUGUUCAAAGAAAUUCUCUGACGACCCCUGGAUCUCCUGAAUCCAUGAAUACCUUAGCCACUGUCGAUCACUUACUCUGUGCCCUUGGACGGAUCGUCGAUCCUGAACCUACUGGAAUCUUCCUUGCUCAAGUCAAAGACCUUGUUCGCUGGACGACAUACGAGAGACUGGAUUGUAUGGUCCUUGGGCAUACAAAAUUACAGGAUUUGCUUCUUUCAGAACCCUUCAACCGCUAUUAUCGGCUAUACACGCCUGAGGGGAAUGAACACUGCACCUACGUCCAGAGUACAAGGUAUCCACUGCCUUGGGGUGCAGUGCUGCAUACAAGAUCUUCGACGUUGUGGGACCGGGAGACGUGCCCUAUGGAGCCUCCCAGUUCUCAGUAUCUAACAAACCCGUUUCUUGCUUCUUGGGAACAGUGCCCUUCUGUCCCAUCCGUUGUGUCGUUGUCAACACAGUGGCAGGACACGCUUUUCACCGUCCACAGCAACGAAGAAGAGCUCUUGGCCAUGGAAAAUAGUAGAAACGGACAGAAAGUGGACGAUGCCAAAUCUGUCGACAAAAAUAAAGAAUCGGAGCAACCAAGCCUUUGUGAGCUGGAAAAGAUAAACCGAGCAACUGAGUACAACUUCGGCUCCUCGUUGUUUUCACUUACGGCAGAAGAAAAGGCAGCCGGAGACAAAGACCCCAUCCUACCCUCCCCGGUGCAGGCAGCGGUCUUCCCUACGUGCGGGUAUCGCCAACGCCUUGUUCCCCAUAUUUCGACGAGAGAGGACGAAAGCGAUAUCCACAUAGCAACACCGCCCGAGACGUCUCCGCAAAAAACCUUCGCCUCCCCAGCGAAGGCAGAGGAAGAAAGCGAUGUUACUUUCAAAUGGGUUGAGGACGAUAUCACACGGCUGAUUGAAGGAGACUGUUCUCGUCUUUCGGUAGUUUGCGGAAAAAGGAAGAAGGCGGAUAUGUCGCCCUCGAACGCUGACGAUGAUGACGGGAAUAGCGAGCUUGUAGAGACCACACAUACCGAUCCUGAAGAGCACGCAGGACGCCUCACUGAUUUGUCCUCUUUGUUCGCUGAACCACUUCUCCUUCUGGUACCCUCCUCAAUUGAGCCGCUUGCAUCAAGCAGUUUGUUGCAGUACACUUGUGCCGCCACUCAUGAAGAAAUGAGCCUUUUUGGGCGGUCGAGCGAGAACUACAAGGUGGGCUGCCAUGAGUCCCUGGAUGUCUGGUGUCCGGAUGUCUCGCUGUCGUGUGUUCCCACGGAGGGGGACGCUUCAUUCUCAAUGAGAGGAGUGUGCGCGUCCGACAUGGAUGGAUCACUACUAUUCUCGUCUGCCGGCAAUGCUCCAAAGAUACCGCAGAAAGACCGAAGUCUCGAGAAAAUGCCUCCGGAGAAGUCCGAGACUGCCAUGGGGAGGCAUCUCGCCACUGUGUCCCCUAUCACCAGUGGAGGCGACGACUUGUGCUGCGCCCACUCUAAUUGGGAGCGGAAGAGAGACGAGAAUACAGGAAUCACGAAAACGGGAGACUCAGGCGUGACUGGUACCUGUGCGUCUGAACGUAUUUCUCAAAAGAAGUCAGAAAACGCGUGGGGUUCUAUAACCAGUGGAACGGCUGAGGCUAUUAUGACGCUUUCCUGUCUUGUGCCUUCAUUUUUAUUCGGAGCUGCAUCUACGACAUUUUAUUCGGAAGACGAAGACUCGGCCGCAAAGACGCCUUCCACAUCGUGCGACGGUCAGUAUUCACUUCCAAGCCCUCCAAAUUUGCACGAGGUCAUUGGUGAGGAACUGGGAACCGGGAGGAAAACCACACCACAAAAAACACGUAAAGCGGAAACUUCUUUCUCCUCGGACCACAUCGGUCUGGAUUUUUCAAAGGCGGGGUGA